CCUUGCUACAAUACAAUGGCUUCGCCUCGUAGAGUUCCUUUCUUCUCUAUGAGUCUCCUCAUUGCACUCUUCAUCACGAGCAGCUUCACGAGCGAAGCUGCUCGCCUUCUACUCGAAUCUCCAUUACCUGAAAUUCCAACAAUCCCUAAGCCGGAGCUACCUCCAGUACCUGAGAUUCCAAACCUGCCCAAGCCUGAAUUCCCACCUUUACCUGAAUUCCCAAAGCCUAAAUUGCCUCCAUUGCCUGAGAUUCCAGCUCUCCCGAAGCCCGAACUACCUCCUCUACCAGAGUUGCCUAAAGUUGAAUCACCACACUUACCGAAGAUACCUACCAUCACUAAAGCCGAUGAAGCACCACUUCCCGAGAUACCAACCAUACCGAAACCCGAGAUUCCUGAAUUACCUCCUUUGCCUGAAAUUCCAAAACCUGAGUUACCCCCACUUCCUGAGAUUCCAACCCUUCCAAAACCUGAACUACCUCCUCUACCAGAGUUACCUAAGAUUGAAGUGCCACCUUUACCGAAGGUAACGACCGCCGCUAAAACCGAGGAAGCACCAAUCUUAGAUGCACCAACUAUACCGAAACCUGAGAUUCCAGCAGUACCUAAGGUUGAAUUACCACCUUUGCCUGAACUUCCUAAACCUGAGUUACCCCCACUUCCCAAAAUUCCAACUCUUCCAAAACCUGAACUUCCACCACUUCCGGAACUACCAAAGCCCGACUUACCUCCACUACCCGAGAUUCCAACUCUUCCUAAGCCUGAGAUUCCACCACUUCCUGAAUUACCAAAGCCUGAGUUGCCACACUUACAUGAACAGCCAAAGCCUUGAGUUUCCUUCUCUCGGCCAACAACUCCUAUGAUUCCAUGUGUUAUCAAAGUCCUCUCUUUUCAUCAUUACUUUGAGCUUGGAAGCAAAUUAUGAAGAUUAUAGGAGUAUGAGUUGAAGUUUUACACAGAUUAUGGCUCUCUUGUUUACUAUUGCUUUUAUUAGUAUUUUUUAAUGCUAUAUUUUAGUUGUCAUGUGUGAGACAUGGUUGAUGUUAUUUCUUUCUUGGUAUCUAUGGCUUUAAAAUUGUUACUCAUAUGUUAUAUGAUUGAUGUUAUU
Messenger RNA from Asparagus officinalis (garden asparagus), 1107 nucleotides. RefSeq names its product vegetative cell wall protein gp1-like. The transcript has 3 exons. The coding region runs from base 16 to 831 and encodes 271 amino acids. The record is from RefSeq and is a predicted model, not a curated record. NCBI's taxonomy places the organism in Eukaryota, Viridiplantae, Streptophyta, Magnoliopsida, Asparagales, Asparagaceae.